UUAACCAACAAUGGCUUUCCUCGUCCUCCUUUUAGCGUUUCUUCUCUUUUACAUAGCAAAACUCAUGUACCAAAGUAUUACUGACCAACGUUCAACAAAAUCCAGGGGGUCCCAGCUGCCACCGGGGCCAGUACCUUGGCCAGUUGUCGGAUGCAUGCCAGAGAUGCUCAGUAGGAGACCGGCAUUCAGGUGGAUCCUUGGCUGGAUGAAGGAGAUGGACACCGACAUUGCAUGCUUCCGCCUUGGGAACGUGCACGUGAUCCCAGUGACCUGCCCCAAGAUCGCCCAAGAAUUCCUCAAGAAGCAAGACGCGAUCUUCACUUCGAGGCCAUUAUCUAUGGCUUCUCGCAUCCUGAGUAGCGGAUACAUAACAGCAGUUAUGUCGCCAUAUGGAGAGAGCUGGAAGAAAAUGAGGAAGGUGUUGAUAUCAGAGGUUAUUUCUCCCGCGAGACACCGGUGGCUCCAUGAUAAAAGAGCCAAGGAAGCAGAUAACCUAGUCAGGUACAUUUACUAUCGGAGCAAAAACUCUGGGAGAGUGAACAUAAGAACUGCAUGCCAGCACUAUUCAGCAAACGUGGUCCGGAGAUUGAUGUUUGAUCGGAGAUAUUUCGUAGAUAAGAUCAUAGAUGAUGGAGCUCCAACUUUCAGGGAAGAAGAGCAUGUGGAUGCACUCUUCACAACACUAAAGUACCUUUACGCAUUCUGUGUAUCGGACUACUUUCCUUACUUGGAAGGGCUUGAUUUAGAUGGACAUGAAAAGAUAAUUAAGGAUGCUGUUGAGACUAUUUGCAAGUACCAUGAUCCUAUUGUUAAAGAGAGGAUCUUAAAAUGGAGGGAAAAUGAUGGUCGUGUAUUUCGAGAUGAAAAUGAGUUCAAAAUGAUGGAACCUCAGGAUUUGCUCGAUGUUUUGAUUACACUUAUGGAUGCAAAUGGGAAGCCGUUGCUUACACCAGAAGAGAUCGCCGCAGAGACCAGGGAGAUCAUGAUGGCGGCAGUGGACAAUCCAUCAAACGCGGUGGAGUGGGUCAUGGCAGAGAUGAUUAAUAAUCCUGAGAUCCUUAACAAAGCCGUGGAAGAACUGGACAGGGUCGUGGGGAAAGAGAGACUUGUCAAAGAAGAAGACAUCCCUAAUCUUAACUACAUCAAGGCAUGCGCUAGGGAAGCCUUUAGGCUCCACCCGUUCGCUCCCUUCAAUGUCCCACAUGUGGCCCUGUACGAUACGGUUGUCGCUGGCUACCGUAUUCCCAAAGGAAGCCACAUACUCCUGAGCCGGAGGGGACUAGGCAGAAACCCUAAGGUCUGGGACAGACCCCUGGAGUUCAGACCAGAGCGGCACCUGCCGAACGGCAAUGCUGGAAACAGGCAAGAGUGCUCCUCCAAUGAGGUCGUGCUGACGGAGCCUGACCUGCGGUUCAUAACCUUCAGCACGGGGCGGCGAGGCUGUGUCGCCAUGGCUCUCGGGACUACUAUGACCAUCAUGCUACUAGCUAGGAUGGUCCAAGGUUUUUCCUGGGAGAAGCCACCGGAGAUAUCGGAGAUCAACCUAGAGGAAUCAAAACAUGAACUAUGUCUGGCCGAUCCAUUGGUUGCAUGUGCCGAACCUCGCCUGCCUCUACAUCUAUACCAAUAUAGCGAGAAAGAGCAUAUACAUCAUGGAACGAAUAAAAGUUAAACAUUAGAAUGAGAGCAUGCAUAACAUCAAAUAUUAAGAGAAUAUAUUUCCUUGGGUGAUACAUGCUUUUUUAUUGGGUUAUUAAGAACAAGAGAAUAAAGAAAGAAGUUGUAGUGUAGUGACAUACACUUUUCUUUAGGAAACGAGAGAUCUAUAUUUUAUUUUGUCAAUGAUAUUACAU
Messenger RNA from Punica granatum (pomegranate), 1853 nucleotides. Lineage: Eukaryota; Viridiplantae; Streptophyta; Magnoliopsida; Myrtales; Lythraceae. The record is from RefSeq and is a predicted model, not a curated record.